AUGGCGCUUACGUUGAAUGAUCUGGCUUCUUUGUUAAGCGUUCUUUCUGAAGAUUCAACCCAAACACAAACAUUUGAAGUUUUGGUUUCAACAUUUCAUCAUUAUUUUCAGAAAGCAGACCAUUAUAAAGUUGGGACAGCUUUGGUAUUGUUACUUCAGAACAGAGAUCUUCUUCCAAACCCAACCCAGAAGCUUGUUGCUGUAUUUUUACUAUAUGAAAUGUAUAAAAAUGAACCAGUUGUAAAUAAUCCAUUUGCACCAGUCUUUGUUCAUCUUUUGAAAGCACCACCAGAAAAUCAAGAAACUAUUCAGCAAGAUCUGCACUGGGCAAUUCCCCCAAUAUCAUCAUCUGAGCGCUAUUUUUUAUGCCAACUCUUUACUAAUCCUGUUAAAGAGAUGUUCAAAAAAACCCCUUUACAAGUUAUUCAAAUGGAUGUCAGUAAUACACAGAAUAUUGACAUGAAACCACUUGAAUUAGCAUUAAUGGAAAAACAGUCUGAAUUUCCAGCUAUCAGCAAGUCUUCAAUGCCUUCUAUAUUUUCUGAUCGGGAUAAUAAGCCAACAAGCUUCGAGCAAUUUGGAAAACCUGGCCUUGUAAAUCAAGAUGUUCAAAGACAAGCAAUUGAAGCACUUUUAACUGGACCUAAUCCUCCUGUUGAGAACUGCAUGAGACCAGAAUUCAUCAGAUUGGCUCCACCACUUCAUAUUGCUGAAGAUGAGUUGGUGUGGAUGAAUCCAUUUGAAGCAGAUUAUAUACCAGCCUGGGAUACGUCUAUGUGUUCUCGUAGUAGUGCAGGAACUGAUGUACGGCGGCUCAUGACCUUAGCUCUUAAAAGUUCUUUGACAUUACAGCAGCAACAACAACUUAUGGAUGGAUUAGAAAGAGAUCCCAAACUAGUUUAUCAUAUAGGAUUGACUCCUGCUAAGCUUCCAGACUUAGUGGAAAACAAUCCUAUUGUUGCCAUUGAAGUUCUCCUCAAGUUAAUGGAAUCCAAACACAUAACUGAAUAUUUUUCUGUUCUUGUAAAUAUGGAAAUGUCCUUGCACAGCAUGGAAGUCGUCAACAGAUUAACAACAACUGUUGAACUCCCAUCUGAAUUUAUCCAUCUUUAUAUUUCAAACUGUAUAUCAACUUGUGAGAGUAUAACAGAUCGCUUCUUGCAAAAUCGCUUAGUACGUUUGGUCUGUGUAUUUUUGCAGUCCCUGAUACGGAAUAAAAUCAUUGAUGUGAAGGAUAUUUUCAUUGAAGUUCAAGCAUUUUGCAUAGACUUCAGUCGGAUUCGAGAGGCUGCUGCAUUAUUUCGCUUAUUAAAAGCAUCAGAUAACAAUGGCAGUGGAAAUGAGCAGUAG
This is a messenger RNA of Acanthosepion pharaonis, 1350 nucleotides long. The record is from the annotation of a GenBank genome assembly. NCBI's taxonomy places the organism in Eukaryota, Metazoa, Mollusca, Cephalopoda, Sepiida, Sepiidae.